Molecule: messenger RNA, 1114 nt
Organism: Drosophila simulans
Lineage: Eukaryota; Metazoa; Arthropoda; Insecta; Diptera; Drosophilidae
Product: zinc finger protein 501
Exons: 1
Coding region: 15-1034 (339 amino acids)
Cellular component (GO): nucleus
Molecular function (GO): zinc ion binding
Source: RefSeq, a predicted model, not a curated record
UCAAAUACAGGGUAAUGGAGAAUAAGUGUCGAGUUUGCCUGGCAAACUCCAAAAACAUGGUGAACAUUUUCGAGGAAAGGCGGGAUCUUCCAGCUUCAAUAGCCCAUAUGAUAUUCACAUGCACCGGCUUCAAAGUUGAAAAAGGUGACUCAUUCCCGCACUCAAUUUGCCCACCUUGUGUGAAGGAUGCCCACAAUGCGUUUGCGAUCAUAAAAACUUACGAACGCAGCUACCAGGUCUUCUAUGAAGCCCAUGACACGGUUCUCGAGGAGGAACUCUCUGAGGAUAUCAUCGAGCUAUCAGACUCCGACGAUGCAAUACUCAUCGAUGAACAGGAGGAGAAACUCCAUUUGAGUGAAAACAAGGCACCUACGAAUGAAGUCAGUUUCCAGGAAGAAUCUAAAACUGCUCACUCCGAGGAAGUUUCCGAUGAUAAGCGUAACGUCUGCACACAGUGCGACAUGUCCUUUCGUAGACCUGGUCUCUUAGGGCUACACAUACGGCGACACCACACGACGGAUGACACUACCAGCACGAACGCGGUCAAAGGAGAGUUAAGGAAGAAAGCCAGGCAGCUUUCAAAGAAUUCCUCGUACACCUGCUGCCUAUGCAACAAGACCUUCUGCAGCAUAUCAAACUGUCGCCGCCACCAAAAGACCCACACGGGGGAAAAACCCUUUGCCUGCGAACUGUGCCAAAAGCCAUUUGUGGAUACUGCCUCCGUCAAAAGACAUCUGAGGACUCACACGGGCGAAAGACCCUUCAAGUGCCUUACCUGCCAGUCGGCCUUCUCGGGUGCAUCUGCUCUAAGGCAGCACAUUCUAAUUCACACGGGAGAAAAGCCGCACAAGUGCGAUAUGUGCGAUAAGUUCUUCCGGGCUCGGUCAGAUCUUCGAAAGCACAUGUGGAGCCACACCGGAGAAAAGCCAUUUAAGUGUUCCCAAUGCGAGCGGUGUUUCCGCCACCAAAAAAGUGUGCGUAAGCAUGUGAUGCUUUGCCAUAAGGACGAGGUCGAGAACGCGGCUACAUCUUAAGCUUCAUUUAGUUUAAACAUUUAAAACACUUAAACAACGCUCAAUAAAAAUGAAUCCCGGUCUGGGCUAUAUUUCAAAAA